GCAGCAGCGGGGUAGGAGGCUGUUAUGUCUCCCCGCACACAGGAGCUCACGUAUCCGUCCGCUGUGUGUGCAGGGCUGAUAGUCUCCCGGGAGCAGCAGGCCAGCCGGUUCUACACUCUCGCUCCCCGCUGACAGCUUGUUAGAGACACACACUUCCUGGACGGACACGCGUUUACAAAGCUCCUCAGCGGCAGGGGUCGCUGCAGGGAGCAUGUCUCGUCCGGGGUUCGGUAAUCUGCAGUGGUGCGUACCGCUUUUCAUCGAAUCUCGUGCCAGCAUGGUGCACUCCUUGAUAGAAGCCUAUGGACUGCUUAGAGAAAUGAGGGUUGUAAAGCCUAUUGUUGCCACCAUGGAAGAAAUGGCGACAUUCCAUACUGAUGCUUAUUUACAACACCUUCACAAGGUCAGCGAAGAAGGGGACAAUGAUGACCCUGAGACCCUCGAGUAUGGCUUAGGCUAUGACUGUCCCAUCAUGGAAGGGAUCUACGACUAUGCUGCUGCUGUAGGAGGAGCCACGCUUACUGCUGCCCAGCAACUAAUGGAAGGCAAAGCCCGUAUUGCCAUUAACUGGCCAGGUGGUUGGCAUCAUGCUAAGAAAGAUGAAGCCUCUGGAUUUUGUUACCUUAAUGAUGCUGUUUUAGGCAUUUUAAAACUACGGCAAAAAUAUGACAGAGUGUUGUAUGUAGAUUUGGAUUUACAUCAUGGAGAUGGAGUCGAAGAUGCAUUCAGUUUCACAUCCAAGGUUAUGACUGUUUCUUUUCAUAAAUUUUCUCCCGGAUUUUUCCCUGGGACUGGCGAUGUAAGUGAUAUUGGCCUAGGCAAGGGGCGAUACUACAGUGUUAAUGUUCCCUUACAAGAUGGAAUCACAGAUGACAAAUAUUGCAAAGUCUGUGAAGGUGUGCUGAAGGAGGUAUUUACUGCAUUUAAUCCUGAAUCAGUUGUCCUGCAGCUGGGGGCUGAUACGAUCGCUGGAGACCCCAUGUGUUCCUUUAACAUGACCCCAGAGGGCAUGGGAAGGUGCCUGAAAUAUGUUUUGCAAUGGCAGCUACCUACCCUGAUCCUGGGCGGAGGAGGAUACAAUCUACCCAACACUGCUCGCUGCUGGACAUAUUUGACUGCAGUCAUCUUAGGCCGGACCUUAUCUUCUGAAAUCCCAGACCAUGAGUUUUUCACAGAAUAUGGCCCGGAUUAUGUUUUGGAGAUUACGCCAAGCUGCCGUCCUGAUCGUAAUGAUCCUACGAGGGUUCAGGAGCUACUGGAAUCAAUCAAAGGCAACUUGAAGCGUGUGGUUUAACCUGGUCGAUGCAUUUGUUCUGCUUUCUAGUCCAAUUGCUUGUAUAGAAACCUUGGUGCUUCUAUGGAUUAUUUUAAAUAUUAAAAAUUAU
Messenger RNA from Pseudophryne corroboree (corroboree frog), 1385 nucleotides. RefSeq names its product histone deacetylase 8 (gene HDAC8). NCBI's taxonomy places the organism in Eukaryota, Metazoa, Chordata, Amphibia, Anura, Myobatrachidae. The transcript has 11 exons. The record is from RefSeq and is a predicted model, not a curated record. Gene Ontology annotation, molecular function: histone deacetylase activity. Bases 212 to 1294 code for a protein of 360 amino acids. Gene Ontology annotation, cellular component: nucleus. Gene Ontology annotation, biological process: negative regulation of transcription by RNA polymerase II.